AACUCAAAAUUAGGUUUAACCAGGAACUCAAUUGAACGAAGAAGAAGGUCCGCCAAUCCGCCAUGACUGUCUUGAGCUCGAAGAAGGUCCUACAGGACCAAAACACUAGCGAUGCUGACUCCAUUAAAGUUCUUAAGCUCAAUCUCAAAGCUCUAUCUGAUGUUUCAUGCCUGUAUGAUUUCAAAAACCUGGAGAAAGUCGACCUCAGCUUGAACAAUCUACAUUCAUUGGAGGAUCUGAGUGGAUGUGUGAAUUUGAAGUGGCUAUCACUUGUACAAAACCAUCUCAAGAACUUGAAAGGCAUUGAAGGACUCACUAAGCUCACUGUAUUAAAUGCUGGAAAGAAUAAGCUUAAAUCAAUUGAUGAAUUGAAGAAUGUUACCAGUUUGCGUGCCUUGAUACUAAAUGAUAAUGAAAUUGCUUCUUUAUGUAACCUGGAACAAAUGAAAGAACUGAACACUCUCGUACUUUCUAGAAAUCCUAUACGGAAGAUUGGUACUUCUCUUUCCAAGUUGAAGUCGAUAACCAAGCUAUCCCUUUCUGAUUGCCAGCUCGAUUCAAUUGAUUUAUCAUUCAAGUUCUGCACUGAGUUGAAGGAGCUCCGACUUGCUCAUAAUGAUAUCAAGACUCUUCCAGCUGAUAUGGCUUAUUGCAAGAGGCUGCAGCAUUUGGAUUUGGGAAAUAAUGCUAUUGCAAACUGGUCAGAUUUGAAGGUACUUUCAUCAUUGCCCAGCCUCAAAAUUCUGAAUAUACAAGGAAAUCCCAUUACUGAACAUGACAAGUUGGUUAAAAAGGUCAAAAAGCAGUUACCAAAUUUGGUGGUAUUUAAUACCAAACAAGUAGAUAAGAACACAGCUCGAAGAUUCGACGAUUCUUCAGCUACCAUCUUUGAAACCGAUAAUAUGGAGGAAAAAAGUGAUCAAAAGCUGAUGAAAAACGAUGUGGAGGAAAAUGAAGAUGACAAGAAAACCCGUAAGAAAAAAAAGGCAAAACGGAGUGAAGAAGAAGAAGACGAUGUAGAACAUAAAAGAGAGUCGAAGAAGAAGUUGAAAUCGAGUGAAGCUGAUAUCAUUGAUGAUGCAGAAACUCGAAUAAAUGACAUUUUUGAAAUGGCUAAGAAUCCUUUGGAAAUAGAAAGAGUUCAAAAAAGAAAUCCAGUUCAAAAAGUCCAUGCAAUUGGUAAACCAGAUGAUACUAUCAUUAUAAAGAGAAAGAAGAAAAAGAAGCCAGUAAACGCUGCGAACCUUCUCGGGUUUCUACAGACUGAGGAUGUUGGGUGGGGUGGAACUUCAGCCUGGGAUGAUUAGAUUUUUAUUUGUAAAGCUUCAACCGAGGAAGAUGACAUAAGAAUCGAAUUUGAGACAUCUUAUUUUGUGUUGUAGUAAUUUAAAUGUGUUAACGACUCUUUUCUAUUUGAAUAUUUGUAGGAGUUAAUUUCUAGAAAUCUGAUUUUUUUUUG
Messenger RNA from Impatiens glandulifera, 1459 nucleotides. RefSeq names its product protein phosphatase 1 regulatory subunit SDS22. The transcript is spliced from 10 exons. The record is from RefSeq and is a predicted model, not a curated record. The coding region runs from base 63 to 1307 and encodes 414 amino acids. Gene Ontology annotation, molecular function: protein binding. NCBI's taxonomy places the organism in Eukaryota, Viridiplantae, Streptophyta, Magnoliopsida, Ericales, Balsaminaceae.